Messenger RNA from Hibiscus syriacus, 1812 nucleotides. Its product is annotated as adenosylhomocysteinase 1. Bases 97 to 1554 code for a protein of 485 amino acids. Gene Ontology annotation, cellular component: cytosol. The transcript has 2 exons. Gene Ontology annotation, biological process: L-methionine cycle. Gene Ontology annotation, molecular function: adenosylhomocysteinase activity. NCBI's taxonomy places the organism in Eukaryota, Viridiplantae, Streptophyta, Magnoliopsida, Malvales, Malvaceae. The record is from RefSeq and is a predicted model, not a curated record.
CUUCUCAAAUCCCUCGCCACUCCCACUCCAAUCUUCAUUUAAGGGAGAGUGUAUUAACUGAUUCUUCCCCUCUUUUUUUCUCCAAUUCUAUUCGUCAUGGCUCUCUCCGUCGAGAAAACCGCCGCUGGCCGUGAGUACAAGGUCAAGGACAUGUCUCAGGCCGAUUUCGGCCGACUCGAGAUUGAGUUGGCUGAAGUCGAAAUGCCCGGUCUCAUGGCCUGUAGGACCGAGUUCGGCCCUUCCCAGCCUUUCAAGGGAGCCAAGAUCACCGGUUCUCUUCACAUGACUAUCCAGACCGCCGUCCUUAUCGAAACCCUCACCGCCCUCGGAGCCGAAGUCCGUUGGUGCUCGUGCAACAUUUUCUCCACCCAAGACCACGCCGCCGCCGCAAUCGCUCGCGAUUCCGCUGCAGUUUUCGCCUGGAAAGGCGAGACUCUCCAGGAGUACUGGUGGUGUACCGAGAGAGCUCUCGAUUGGGGCCCCACCGGUGGACCUGAUCUGAUCGUUGAUGACGGUGGCGACGCUACUUUGUUGAUCCACGAAGGUGUUAAAGCUGAGGAGGUUUUCGAGAAAACCGGUCAGGUCCCGGAUCCGUCGUCGACAGACAACCCCGAGUUUCAGAUUGUUUUGACCAUUAUCAGAGAUGGAUUGAAAUCAGAUCCCAAGAAGUACAGGAGGAUGAAGGAGAGAUUGGUUGGUGUUUCUGAGGAAACAACAACUGGAGUUAAGAGGCUUUAUCAAAUGCAAGUAAAUGGAACCUUGUUGUUCCCCGCCAUUAAUGUCAAUGACUCUGUCACCAAGAGCAAGUUUGAUAACUUGUACGGUUGCCGUCACUCUCUUCCCGACGGUUUGAUGAGAGCUACCGAUGUUAUGAUUGCCGGCAAGGUUGCCGUUGUCUGUGGUUAUGGUGAUGUUGGCAAGGGUUGUGCUGCUGCCUUGAAACAAGCUGGUGCCCGUGUCAUUGUUACCGAGAUUGAUCCCAUCUGUGCCCUUCAGGCUCUUAUGGAAGGACUCCAGGUUUUGACCCUCGAAGAUGUCGUCUCUGAGGCUGAUAUCUUUGUAACCACAACCGGUAACAAGGACAUCAUCAUGGUUGAUCACAUGAGGAAGAUGAAGAACAAUGCCAUUGUUUGCAACAUUGGUCACUUUGACAACGAAAUCGAUAUGCAUGGUCUCGAGACCUAUCCUGGUGUCAAGCGCAUCACUAUCAAGCCUCAAACCGAUAGGUGGGUCUUCCCCGAAACCAAAACUGGCAUCAUUGUGUUGGCUGAAGGUCGACUGAUGAACUUGGGGUGUGCCACCGGACACCCCAGCUUCGUCAUGUCCUGCUCAUUCACCAACCAGGUGAUUGCCCAACUCGAGCUAUGGAAGGAGAAGGCAACCGGCAAAUACGAAAAGAAGGUUUAUGUUUUGCCAAAGCACCUCGACGAGAAGGUUGCUGCACUUCACCUCGGCAAGCUUGGAGCUAAGCUCACUAAGCUAUCUAAGGAUCAAGCUGACUACAUUAGUGUGCCUGUGGAAGGUCCUUACAAGCCUCCUCAUUACAGGUAUUGAGGAGAGAGUUCUUGAGAGUUUAUCAAGAGAAAGAAGAAAAUAUAUCCGGCCUGUUUGAUUGUUUCUUGUUUAAUGAAAUUUCUUAAUGGUUAAGUUUUGAUUAUUUAGGGUUUUUUGUGUGUGUUUGGGUGUUGGGAAAGUUUUUGUAUGGGAAAAUAAUGUGGGAUUUGGUCAUCUUCUUAGAAGAUGACUGACUGGGCUUGAAUAAGGUAACGGUGGAUGUGUGAAGAAGAUUAUAUUAUAUUUGCUAUUAAUGCA